Branchiostoma floridae (Florida lancelet) is the source of this 4189-nucleotide messenger RNA. RefSeq names its product mucin-22-like. Gene Ontology annotation, molecular function: calcium ion binding. The transcript is spliced from 21 exons. Bases 104 to 2725 code for a protein of 873 amino acids. Lineage: Eukaryota; Metazoa; Chordata; Leptocardii; Amphioxiformes; Branchiostomatidae. The record is from RefSeq and is a predicted model, not a curated record.
GUCACCAGUCUGAUCACAUACCGUGGCCUGAGCAGACGUACUGGGGUGAAGGUCGACAACGAGCUCAGCAGUCCCUUUUUCAAGGGAAUAAACAAACGAGACCAUGAACCCAGGAGCGCUGUUCGGAGCAGCGGCCCUAGUGCUCGCGGUGACCCAAGUGGCCUCCCUAGCGACUCACACUCUCACCAUAAAGACGGAUGAUGCUCCUUACUCUGGGAGUACAAAUUCCUUGACCGUGGGGAUUUUUUCUGAUGAUUGUGACAUCAUCAAUGCGUGUGUGACAGAAACAGUAUCCGAACUCACGUCAAGUGGGACGGAGUAUGUUCGACAAUUCGAUGAUGAGGAUUUCGGUGAUCCUACGAGGCUCAAACUGAGAACUUCUGGGAGCAAUGGGCUGCGGAUCGAAUGGGUCAAUGUGCACAACGCUUACACUGGGCGACAGCGUCGAUUUUUCUGUCACGUACACGAGCUCGAGAAUUGUGUUUUGUCCACUGAUUCUAGCGAGGGUAGCCGGGAAAUCUACCUGGAUUUUGAGGAACCAAGUGCACACAGCCUAAAGAUAAAGACUGGUGAUCCUGAUUAUGCUGGGACUGAUGAUUCUCUGACCAUCGAAAUCUUUUCGGACGUUUGCAACGGUACCUGCGUGUCAACGACGGUGUCUAGGCUCACGGCACAGAGGACCGAGUAUGAUCGAUUCUUCUUCGCUCCUGAUUUCGGCGAUCCCACCAGGAUUCACAUUACAACGUCAGGGGCAGACAUUCUUAUAGUGGACUGGAUUAAUGUGUACAACGCCCACUCUGGGAAGCACUACCGUUUCUUCUGUCCCGAGUCCGGCUGUAUUUUCUCCAAGGAUCCCAGCGAAGGAGAAGACCAGAUCUCCUUAGAUUUUAACGGGACACACAGCCUCACCAUCAGGACGGAUGAUGCUACUAACUCCGGGAGCACCGAUCCUGUAAUCGUGGACAUCUUUUCUGACGGUUGCUACAAUGCGUGUGUGACAACAACAGUGUCCGGACUAACAGCAAAUGGGAAAAAGUACGACCGUACCUUCGCCGCUGAAGAUUUUGGUGACCCAACCAGGCUUGGACUUACAGCUACAGGGAGCAACUGGCUUCAGCUUGAAUGGAUUGACGUAUUCAAUGCCUAUAUUGGGCGAUUCUAUCGUUUCUUCUGUCCCACCGGUGGCUGUGACCUGUCCACUAAUUCUAACGAAGGAAGCCAGCAAAUCUCCUUGGAUUUUAAAGAGACGCACAUCCUCACCAUCAGGACGAACGAUUCUCAUGAGAACUCCGGGACCCCAGACCGCGUGACAGUGGAAAUCUUUUCGGACGCAUGUGAAGAUGCCUGCGUGACAACAGAAGCACUCGGACUGACGGCAGCGGGGAGAGAGUACGAUCGAACCUUUCUUGCCACCGAUUUCGGUGAUCCCACCAAGCUUGGAGUGUCCAUUUCUGGUAGCGACUGGUUCCAGUUUGACUGGAUCACCGUGUACAAUGCUAUUUCCGGGCAAAGCUACCGGUUUUACUGCCCCGGUUGCGACCUAUCCACUGAUGCAAGCGAGGGUAGCCGUGAACUUUUCCUGGAUUAUGACGAGUGUGCGGAAGGAAGGCAUAACUGCGACAUCCAUGCCACCUGUACCAACACAGACGGCAGUUUCAACUGCACCUGUGAUCCAGGGUACAGCGGAGACGGACUCACCUGCGCCGAAAUGACCACGACUGCAGCACAAACUACGGCAGCGACUACCGCUGCAGCACAAACUACGAUACCGACCACGACUGCAGCACAAACUACCACAGCGACCCCGACUGCAGCACAAACUACGAUACCGACCACGACUGCAGCACAAACUACGAUACCGACCACGACUGCGGCACAAACUACGACGGCAACCACGACUGCAGCUCCAACUACGAUGGCGACCACGACUGUAGCUCCAACUACGAUGGCGACCACGACUGUAGCUCCAACUACGAUGGCGACCACGACUGCAGCUCCAACUACGAUGGCGACCACGACUGCGGCACAAACUACAGCAAAAGAUGUUGAUGAAUGUGAAACUGGAACCGACAACUGCAGUCCUGACGCCUCUUGUACCAACAUCCCUGGCAGUUUUACCUGUGUUUGUAAUCCAGGCUACACCGGCGACGGUGUCACGUGUACUGAUGUCGAUGAAUGCGCCAGUAACAACGGCGGGUGUGAGGGAACUUGCACGAACAGCGUAGGAAAUUUCAGCUGCUCGUGUGGUGCCAGCCAUGUGUUGAAUAACGAUGGAUUUACCUGUGAUACUUGCUCCUCCGUCUACUCUGGACUCAGCACUGACGCUAAUUUCGGCGUCUACCAGAACCAAUGUUUCUGGUUCACCUCGGCAAGCGACCCGCAGCUAGACUACAUGUCGGCCAAGCAAGUGUGUCAGGAUCUGGGCGGCACCCUCGCCAUGAUCAAGGACCAGGCCACGGAAACGUUUAUCCUCAACCGUCUGAAGGCCAUCGGUCGACCCAAGAGGAGAUAUUGGAUUGGCCUUGACGACCUCAACUCGGAGAAAAUUUUCCGCUGGAACGACGGGACCCCUCUGGGAGAGUACCACAGGAUUCGGUCCAAUGACCCGCACAAGAGAAGGGACUGUGUGGCUCUGAGGCCCCGAAGGGUGCUUCGUUGGCCCAUCAGGAACUGCGGCUUCGCCUACCCGUACAUCUGCCAGUUGGGCACCAACGGCAGCAAGUAAGGCGUGUGGCGACGGCAGUGUCACACAUCUCUGUCACCUUCAUCAGAACAUCUGUAUCCGUUUGCAACCUUUGCUAAUCUGAUAAGAGAGUCACAGAUCAAAUUUAUAGAACACAUGAAAGGUCACCCAUGUUAGGUCACAUCGAUUUGAUUUCUUGGUUCUCUUCCACCCCCACCCCACGACCUCUCACUCUCUGUUUUUAUCUUGACCCCUUGACUUGACUUGACUUUAUUCAGAUCCAUCGAGAAUCAAGGAUGCAAACUAGCUUACCUUUGGUAAAAGCCGAAUGACUUUCACUGGACCAGAAAAGAUUGCAAAAAAAUUCCAUUUAUGUUUUUGUAGUUAAUUGGUGAAAAGUUAUCCAGACGGUACUUUUAUAGUUGCUUAAUGAUUUUAUAUGCCUUCGUCUGACAAAUUUGCUUCAUCCAGAAUUAAUAACUUAUCGAAAGGUUUUAAAUAUUUUUGUGGUGGUAGUUACAAUGUAAACAAAGUUGUUGAACUUCACAUCAACCAUUAUGGUUAUUGUAUCAUAAACAUACUGCGGUCACUUCAGAUCAUGUAACAGAUCCGGACAAUCAUUGCCUAAUUUACUAUAAGUGUAUGCAUAACGGUUUCUGAUGUGUCAUAGCAAAAUAAGCUUUCUUUGUAGUACAGUAUCCUUAUACUGUAAUGGGUUAUCGUCUAGUGUGGUAAACUUGAAUUUGCUGCUUGACUUUCAGCUCUGAUUACAAGACUCAGUGCAACUUUAACUCCGAUUCUCCAAAGCCCACAUCAAUGUAUUUUUUUCAAAUUAGCAUUUGUCACUUGAAUCAGUAAACUAAAAUUCAAAAUAAAACCUCUCUUCUAAAAGAGAUGAGCUAAGUGCAUUUUACAAAUAGUUGACACACUGUCCUGUAGCAAUGUUACUUAUUCUAAUGUUAAUUAUCUUUAGUCAUAGUUUGUUUGUUUGUUUAUUAAGCAAUCUCCAUUAGUGUUGACAUGAACCACUACUCUUCCUGGAGUCCUCUUCCAUAAAGUAGCAAUAACUUAUAACUUAUAACUACUAUUAGUCAUACUAGCACUUAUCAUCUACUAAUUACACAUUAUAUUACACGUUAAACAUCAAUCAAUAACAUCAUGUAACAACAUUGCAUCGUGAAAUGUUAACCUGCUGGUUUUCGGAGCGUAAAUGACACAAUCAAUCAAUAGCAUGAUUUAGAACCAACCAAUAGCAUCGUUUAGCAAUAUAUAUCAUAUACAUAAAUCAAUAACACAUUUAACAUGAAUCAAUAACAUCAUUAAUCGCAUUAUAUAAUCAAUUGCCUGAAAUUUUCAUAUGCUGGGUUUUGAAGCAUAGAAUGGGUGAUAAAGAAUUUGUUAAGAAAGACCACGCCGUUGCCGCCGUUGUUGCUGAACAAAGUCUUGCCAUCUUUUAAUUUCUAAGAUCAGAAAUCGCAACAUCUUGUCAUCGACAUUCAAUGAAGA